CCUUCACUGCACUAAACCUGUAGAGACUUUGGUCAUCUUGUUCUGUAACAUAACAACAUGGCGAUAUCUUCAUAUCAAUUUACCUUGUCCGAGAAUGAGAUCUUGAGACAAAUUUGUCCAACCCACUUCCACAUUAAUGAAAAGUUGGAUGUUGAAUCUCUUUUCAUUAUGGCCGAGAAAAUCCUCAACCGUUCCACUCUGGUGGUUGAUAAUUUUUUGCAGCAAAAGCAGGGUACCCAAGCAACCAUUGAACACUUGGAGGAGAAGACCCCCAAAGCAAGUUUUAGUCCACCAUUGUGUUUACUCAAGAAAAUUUCCUUUGAGAUGCAAUGCAAGGAACCAGGUUAUCCAAUUGCUCAUGCAACAACACUGUCAAUACUUAAUAAUUUGUUAUCACGCUAUUCCUGGGAUGCAAAGGCAGUGCUGACCCUGGCGGCUUUUGCUUUGGACUAUGGAGAAUUCUGUCUGCUUGUGAAAAUUCAGUCAUCGGAGGAACUCGCCAAAUCAGUAGGAACACUCAAGCGAGUACCUGUUCUCUUAAAAGGUGUAACAAUGCAGAAGAACCAGCAAGCCUUUAUUGAUCUUAACAAAGUGGUUAAAACUACAAUGAAAGUGAUUAAAUGCAUCUUUGAGUUGGAGAAACUGUCCAAUUUUGAUUUUGACACAAAGGAUGGAUCCGAAUUGGCAACAGUGCUGGGCCGUAUCAAAUUGGAUGUUUAUUGGGCUAUUACAACCAUUGUAGCAAGCACAACUCAGCGAUCAUCCUGCCUUAUUUUCGAUGAGGACAAGAAACAGGAACUAAACCCCUUUGCGGAUAAACUGAACGUCAUCCUCACCGAACUCGAGAAGCAGAUAGUAUUUUGCAAAGAACAAAUAGCGGAGACACAGGAUUACGGGAAGCUCGUAAAACUUUUUCAAACCUCUAUGGAGAUCACGGAGGUACUUCAUGAACUGAUCGAUCCAACAAACAGGAUGCAGCCACUGAUUGAUGGUUCUACUAAAACACAGGUUGAAAUUGAUGUCCUGAAGGGGAAGAGUGUCUUCUUGUUCAUUUCAGACCUAGAAAUCUCCAAUGAUGACAUUUCAAUGCUUCAGAAAAUUUUUGAUAAAGCAGGGAAGGAGAAGGAGGAGCAAUAUAAGAUUGUAUGGAUCCCAUUUGUGGAGCAAUUGAGGGAGGGCUUGGAUAAGGAAUUUGAGACAAAGCGGUCUUCAAUGCCCUGGUACGUAGCGCGUUACUAUUUACCAAAAGCAAGCUGUAGGUUCAUCAAGAAGCAGUGGAACUUCAAGGUUAAGCCCUUACUUGUGGUGUUGAACCCUCAAGGAAAAAUGGAAUGCGAGAAUGCCUUCCUAAUCUUCAGUAUCUACGGAGUUGAGGCCUUCCCUUUCACCAGCGCAAAAGUGAAAACUAUGGAGACGGAUUUCAGUUGGCUUUGGUCACCGAUAAUUAAUGCUAAUUCUGAGAUUGAAAACUGGAUCAAAGAGAAGAAAUACAUCUUUUUGUAUGGAGGCCAGGACAACGAGUGGAUCCAAAAAUUUCCUGAAAGGGUAAAGGUUCUUGCUGAUCAAGACUUGAUAAAGCAAAAAGGGAUAUCUAUACAGUGGGUGUCCGUCUCUGAGAGCGAAGGAAAUAAGGUCGACCUAGAGCGCUUCUGGACCAACAUUGAGAGCCUGUUCAUUUCCAAGGCUCAAGGGAAAACCCAGAUAGACGUGGUGGCUCGAGAAAUCCAGAAAUUGCUUUCCUACAAGAAUGAGAAAGAAUGGGCUGUGCUCACCAAAGGGUCUAGCGUGGUAUUGGUGAGUAGUGGCAAAGUUAUUUUGAAGGUGGUGGAAGAGUUUGAACAAUGGAAGAUUAAGUUAAACGAGAAGGACUUCGAAUUGGCUUUCAAAGAUUACCAUGACGAGGUUUUUAAGGAUGAAAAAUACAUCUGCCACCACAUUAAAAUUCCAUACAACACUGGGAAAAUACCAGAGACCUUGGAAUGCUCCCAUUGUCAUCGCAUCAUGGACACGUAUAUCAGUUACAAGUGUUGCCACAACGAUGGUGUUGCAGAGGCUGUACAUUAAGUUGCUACCUUACUUCAACUUAGUAUUGCUACUAAAUUA
Messenger RNA from Quercus robur (English oak), 2103 nucleotides. RefSeq names its product protein SIEVE ELEMENT OCCLUSION B-like. Gene Ontology annotation, biological process: phloem development. The record is from RefSeq and is a predicted model, not a curated record. The coding region runs from base 58 to 2064 and encodes 668 amino acids. The transcript is spliced from 7 exons. NCBI's taxonomy places the organism in Eukaryota, Viridiplantae, Streptophyta, Magnoliopsida, Fagales, Fagaceae.